This is a messenger RNA of Drosophila melanogaster (fruit fly), 2211 nucleotides long. It is a transcript of the gene wun2, whose product is annotated as wunen-2. The record is from RefSeq and is marked reviewed. Bases 1275 to 2015 code for a protein of 246 amino acids. Gene Ontology annotation, cellular component: membrane. Lineage: Eukaryota; Metazoa; Arthropoda; Insecta; Diptera; Drosophilidae. Gene Ontology annotation, molecular function: phosphatidate phosphatase activity. The transcript is spliced from 6 exons. Gene Ontology annotation, biological process: phospholipid metabolic process.
UUACUUCUUCGUUCGACGUCGAACGGUGCGGACGGUCGAUCGUCGUCGGGUUGGGCAACCGUUUUCUUUCGGUUUCAUUCGUCUGCCGUUUUCGUGGCGGCGCUGCGCAUGCGAAACAAAUAGAAAAGCAGAACCAAGUGCGAAAAGAACUAGACCAAGAACGAAAAUACCUUCGAAGUGACAAAACGAAUGCAAACAAACAGCCAUAAAGUGCAGCGGGAAAAUGCAGUCCAAAUAAGUGCACAGAUUCUUACCUCGCAUUAUUUACCUUUGUGCGUCGCCAGCAGUAUUCAGUAUUUGAGCAGCAUUUCGACUCGGACUUAGUCGAUCGCUAUUCACGAUCGCUCAUCGCUUAUCGCAUGCACAAUAGCAUUUUUCGUUCCCGUACACCUUUGCGUUUACCUUACCCAAUUUCGUACCGCCCACAAAACGCCGACGCCGCGGCCUCUUACCACCACAGUAUCGAUUUGAGAGCUCUAUUUAAAUACCUGCAGCCUUAUCGCCGUGCCGCGCAAGAGGCAGCGCCCAUUAGCACAUUCUGAAGAGGAAAGGCACUCCCGAGGAUUAUUCAAACAAUUCGUUUGUGUGUCUCCGUCUCCGCCCGAUGAUAAGAUGACCACCGUCGUGGCGUCCAGGUGCAAUAGUGCCAUUCAUUGAAGCCAGACUCCUUGGGCACCAUCAGAUUAGAAACCACGAAGAUUCCCCAUUUCCCCCACACGAUGAGCACCCUGCGACCCGUCAGCGUUUGCGAUACCACGCCGCUCCAGAGAUUCGAGAGCCAGAGCAGCAGCGGUGAAGAGCCUUCUUCGCCGACGGCUUCCAGUAUUAUAGCCGCCGCUUCAGGCCCCAAUCACAACAACAACAACAAUGUGAAACUUGACCUGCAGCUGCCCACCUUCGUUGAUAGCACCCGUAGCCAGGGUUCACUGUACGCGGUAGCCAGCAACAAGAAGCCACCGCUGCGUGGACCACGACAAAUCUUCGGAAGGAUCCUCACGGACCUCUGUUUGCUCAGCUGCGGUUCUUUUUGUGAGGGGAGCAUUUUUCAUUUGAUUGUGCUGAACUCAUUUCCCCAACAUCAUCGUCGUUGCUAUCGUUGUGUUUAUACUGGUCCAAUUAAGGCUGGAUCAGCAGACCUUGCCCAUAAAUGAAUUGGACACCACAACUGUGCUGGGCCACCCAAAAAGCCCCACUCGAGUUGCAAGAGAUAAAAAUGUGGGGCAUAUAUCUUUAAGCGUGCUUCUGAUAUUCCUAUCCUUUCAGUUGGUCUACCUAUGCUGGGAUUUUCGCUUUGGGGCGAAGCGGUUAAGCGCGGAUUCUUCUGCGAUGAUUCCUCCUUGAGGCAUCCAUAUCGAGACUCCACCAUGCCCAGUUGGAUUCUCUACUUGAUGUGUGGCGCCUUGCCUCUUACUGUGAUGCUUGUGGUGGAGUUCUUUAGGGGACAGGACAAGCGAUUGCACAGUCCAUUUCCGAAGAGCACGAUGUGCAGUGGCUAUCAUCUGUGCCACUUGGAGCUGCCCACUUGGCUGGUGGAGUGCUACCACAGGAUGGGUAUCUUUAUCUUCGGAUUGGGCGUAGAGCAGCUAUCCACGAACAUCGCCAAGUAUUCCAUUGGACGGCUGAGACCUCACUUCUACACACUCUGUCAGCCCGUCAUGAAAGAUGGCACCACUUGCAGUGAUCCCAUUAACGCUGCUCGUUACAUCGAGGAGUUCACCUGUGCGGCGGUGGACAUUACAUCGAAGCAGCUAAAGGACAUGCGCCUGUCCUUUCCCAGUGGACAUGCUAGCUUCGCCUGCUACUCCAUGCUCUACUUGGUGAUUUACCUACAUCGUAGAAUGCAAUGGAAGCAGUUGAGAAUGCUGUGCCACCUGCUUCAGUUCCUGCUGCUCAUGUUCGCCUGGUAUACGGCUCUCACCAGAGUUUCCGACUACAAGCACCAUUGGUCCGAUGUCUUGGCAGGAUCUGGCAUCGGACUGACCUACGCAGUCGUCGUGACAUCGACUAUGUGGUAGGCUGGAUCCUUGACUUUUCGCGGGUUCCAAACCCCAUCAACCCACCGCGUGGAGCUGCUUUCGCUUUAAGAUGUCUUAUCUGGCGCAAUUUCAGUUUUAUCAUUGUUUUAAUUUGACCAUGUCUGCAUAGGAGUAUCUAUUUAUCUAUGUGUGAAGGAUUUUACUUAAUAAACUUCAGUUCAAUGUGUUUUACCAU